AUGAGCCGCGCGGGGAGUCAGCGGGAGCGCGAGGAGUGGCAGCUGGACUACAGCCAGUUCGAGGCGGCGCGGCGCGACCUCGACGACGGCCAUGGCCGGCUGCGAAUGCUCAGACGGCUGGCGGGGCGGAACCCCGUGGACGGAUACUACCGGCAGCAGAACGAGAUGAUUGACGGAUUCAGUGAGAUGGACGCGCUCAGUGAGCAGCUGCUGCCGCCCACUCCCAGU
Molecule: messenger RNA, 228 nt
Organism: Closterium sp. Naga37s-1
Lineage: Eukaryota; Viridiplantae; Streptophyta; Zygnematophyceae; Desmidiales; Closteriaceae
Source: the annotation of a GenBank genome assembly